This is a messenger RNA of Varanus komodoensis (Komodo dragon), 2481 nucleotides long. It is a transcript of the gene MASP2, whose product is annotated as MBL associated serine protease 2. The transcript has 11 exons. NCBI's taxonomy places the organism in Eukaryota, Metazoa, Chordata, Lepidosauria, Squamata, Varanidae. Gene Ontology annotation, biological process: proteolysis; complement activation. The coding region runs from base 349 to 2433 and encodes 694 amino acids. Gene Ontology annotation, molecular function: calcium ion binding; serine-type endopeptidase activity. Gene Ontology annotation, cellular component: extracellular region. The record is from RefSeq and is a predicted model, not a curated record.
CGUUCCUUCACUCAUCUCCUGGGACUUGGUGCUCUGUUCCAGCACCCAGACUGCAACAAUAACCCUAUUUCUGAAUACUUUGGGCUUCAGCCAAAAGUUUGCCACCUGCACUUCUCACUUUUUGAGCCACAAAAACAGAGAAACGAAAGAGAAAACAAACAUUGAAGUGAGUGCAUGUCUGCUUCUAUCAAUCGUGACCCACCGUACUGGCUUGGUGUUGGACUAAAGGGAAAGGAAGCGAUAAGGAUUGGAUUUCAAAAUUCAGGCAAACACCACUGAACCAACAGAAGGGUGGUGUUUCCCAGCAGCGCAAAGAUCCCAAAGACAGCCGCUGAUCGCAGAUUCCCCAUGGACUCCACAGCAAUGAGACUUUGCCUCUUCUUAGUUGCCUUUGCCCACGGGGUGCUGAGCGACGUCCUGCAGCUGGAGAGGAUGUAUGGCAGGAUUGCUUCUCCUGACUUUCCAAACGUCUAUCCAAACAGCAAGGAAAGGACUUGGAACAUUACUGUGCCCCGUGGCUACACCAUCCGGAUCUAUUUUGCCCACUUCAGCAUGGAACUGUCCUACCGGUGCGAAUACGACUAUGUGAAAUUGCGUUCCGGGGGGAAGGUCUUGGCCACCCUGUGUGGACAUCAAAGCACUGACACCGAAGAAGCUCCAGGAGACAAGACUUACCACUCCGUCGACAACAACCUUGCUGUCACCUUCCGAUCAGACUACUCCAACGAGAAGGAAUUCACAGGCUUCGAGGCCUUCUUUGCUGCUGAAGACAUCGACGAGUGCAGUCAGGAGCUGGAUGACGAGCCGCUGUGCGAUCACCAUUGCCACAACUACCUGGGCGGAUUUUACUGCAGCUGCCAAAUCGGCUAUGUGCUCCACAAAGACAGAAGGACCUGCACAGCUGACUGUCGAAAUAUUGUGUUGACGGCAAGAUCGGGAGAGUUCACCAGCCCACAUUAUCCCAACCCAUAUCCUAAACUCUCUCAGUGCAAUUAUGGCAUCCGUGUGGAAGAUGGAUUUAUGGUCAUCCUGGAAUUUGUGGGAUCCUUUGAUGUAGAAAUCCAUCCAGAGGUGUCAUGUCCCUAUGAUAUCCUAAAGGUUAAAACACCGGAGAGAGAGUUUGGCCCAUUCUGUGGCAAGGAGCUCCCUCCAAAAAUCGAAACACGCAGCAGCGUCGUGGAUGUUCAGUUCACCUCGGACCUUUCUGGAAUUCACACGGGAUGGAAGCUCAAAUACACCACCACAGCUCUGCCAUGCCCCAGCCCUGAAGCACCACCCAAUGGCCACAUCUAUCCAGUGCAAGCACAGUACAUUAUGAAAGACGUCUACAAUCUCUCCUGUGAAGUUGGCUACAUGCUCUUGGAAAACGAGCUGAUUGUGGAGUCCUUCACAGCAGUAUGUCAGAAGGAUGGCUCUUGGAGCAGGCCAAUGGCUCAGUGUACCAUUGUUGACUGUGGUCCAGCUGAGGAGAUAGCAAAUGGAAAACUGAAGUAUGUCACAGGACCUCGUAACACCACAUACCAGUCCAAGAUCCAGUAUAACUGCGCAAGUCGCUUCUAUCAGCUGAAGUCACAACAUUCCAGUAACUUCCAAUGUGCAGCCAAUGGCUUCUGGCAGGAUUCCAGAGGGAAAAAAGCACCUCCUGUCUGUGAGCCAGUUUGCGGAGUCCAAACUUCCAAUGCUUUGAAGCGGAUAUUUGGGGGCAAGAGGGCCCUGCCUGGUCAGUUUCCUUGGCAGGUUCUGAUCACCAGCCCACAGGGAUCAACAGGUGGAGGUGCACUUCUGUAUGAUAACUGGAUCUUAACAGCUGCCCAUGUCAUCUCCAAUCCAAACGCUGCAUCUUCCUUAAUUCUGAAAAUGGGGCUUCUAAGCAAACGAAGCCUUCACUACCACCAGGCCUGGGCAGAAUCUGCUUUUGUCCAUGCGGGUUUUACAAACAACGGGGUCAACUUUGACAACGAUAUUGCUUUGAUUAAACUGAAACAAAAAGUCCCCAUUAAUGCAAAUAUCACUCCCAUUUGCCUGCCAGCAAGAAGCAGCAGAUUCCAUGUGAACACAAGUGAUAUUGGUGUGGUUGCUGGCUGGGGGAAAACAGAGAAGAGGCAGCAAUCCUCUGCCUUGCUGUAUACCGAGUUAGAUGUUGUUGAUCCAGAAAAAUGCAAGGCGGCAUAUGCAAACCACACUCUGGAAGGGAAGCCACUUGUGGUGACAGAAAACAUGCUUUGUGCUGGUUACGAACAAGGUGGGAGGGAUUCUUGUAGUGGAGACAGUGGGGGUCCACUGACGUUUUUCGAUACGGAGACCAAGAAGUGGUUUGUCGGUGGCAUCGUAUCCUGGGGCUUGGAAUGUGGCUCUGCAGAGCAGUACGGCGUAUACACUAAAGUAAUGAAUUACCUUUCGUGGAUUGAAGACAUAAUCGCUCGGAAUUCUUAACUGAUUUUUUUUUACUGUUUUAUUUCAAUAAAACAAAUGCAAACUCUU